Molecule: messenger RNA, 4128 nt
Organism: Daldinia loculata
Lineage: Eukaryota; Fungi; Ascomycota; Sordariomycetes; Xylariales; Hypoxylaceae
Product: DUF1765-domain-containing protein
Exons: 2
Coding region: 395-4069 (1224 amino acids)
Source: RefSeq, a predicted model, not a curated record
UAACCUGUCUGUAGCUCUUGGUCUUUCGUUAUUCACCUUUUUGCGCCCACAUUCGUUUGUGCCUAUAAUUUGUUUUUUACCCCCCUCAGCCCUGUCUUCAUAUUAUUCUAUCGCAUAUUGCAGAAGGGAAUAAUUUUCGCCCUUGCUUUCUAUUUCAUAUUCUAGGCGGGGAAAUCAUUGUGCUGCAUCAGUUAACUCAAUGACUUAAGGUGACAUCGUUGUAUUGAACCUUGAGACAAGCCCCCCUCCUCAUAGUUAAUCCAAGUUGCGAAAUUCCCCCUUUUUUGAUCUCCAGGGCGACUGAGAAGUAGAUCUACUAACAGAUCUGUCCGCUGACAUUCUAACUGUCCUCAGCUGGGCUGAUCCACCCGGCUGCAGAGACACUUGCCAUGAAAUGAGUGGCUCAACCUUGAUUGCUACGGCCCUACCAACCGUCAAGCCUGAACAGUCAUUUCAGUCUCCCAGCCAUUCUCAUUCGCAUUCUACCACAGAAACCUAUCAAGCCCAGUCAACCUCGACUGCCUCUUCGCAAAAUCGAUUCUCGAAUUCCAACACCCCCCCUCGCCCACCUUCUUUCGAUGUACCAACUUUCGAUUUUGGCACGGAUUUCGACCCGACUCUAUCCUUCUCGGGUCAGCUCUUGAACGAUAGUACCAAUGAGAAACCUACGAUCACUCCCACCGAAGACAAUAUGCCCGGCUUUGAGGCUAGGACAGGCAAGGUGGGGAAAUGGAAGACGGCAAUGAAUCGAUCGCCUAGACCAUCGUUGCAAGUCACAGAGGAUUCUGAAGAGGUUGCUGAGGGAGGGCCUGGUAACGACGAAGGCGCCAGCAACUCCAAGCUGCUGAGUCCGAAUCCACAGGAAACGUAUAGAAAUGUAUCAGAGUCGCUUGUAUCGUUUGCUAGACGCUCAUGGAUAUCUGGAUCGCGGUCGCCCUCGCCCAACGACAAGAAAGACGAAAAGAAGGAUGAAAAAAAGGACGAGACGGAAGUAACAUAUAAUAGCCGGCCUAGCCGUGAACGGUCCGCUAGCAACAGCUCGAUUAUGAAACUUAAAAGGUCUUCGCGAAAGCGCCCAGCGUCGCCCGGUAGUAGCGAUGGCGGCAAGUCAGCCGACUCCGUUAGUAAAUUUGGCACAUACCUUAAUAGGAUCAAGCAACGGCAACCAGGUAUGCUGAAGGGGAAAACUCAUACCGAUAAUGAAAGUCUUACUUCCUCGACGGCCAGCAUUGCGCCCCCAUCUACGGAGACCCGCCAGUCACAUAAUUCGGAGACGAGCAAUAGUACGUUCCCAGAGGAUGGCCCGCUCGUAAAACCGUCACGAUCUCGAGACCCUCUCUGGUCAGCAUUUAAGGGGUUAGAUAACGAUUAUCAUAAAUUUCAAGCGCAGACAAAACCCAACGUCAAUCCUGCUAGUGCAAAGAUGGAUAUGGUUCGAAGCGUGUUGAUGCGCUUCUUGGGGAACUAUGCAAAUCACUCAUCAAAUAAGAGGUUGCACCACGAGGAUUUAGAGCGGAGAGCUAUCAUUUUGGACAAAUGGUGGAAAGGACUUCUCGAGCUGCUGGAUGGGAAGACACAACAACCUGUUGCAGGAGCUGACAGACCUGACCUGCUUGAUGCUAUGACAUCUAUUAUGAUGCGACCAGAAUGGCGGCAGUGCAACAUUACCUUCUGUCCACUGGCAGAUCGAAACUCCACAGAACAGUUCGAAAAAAGGGCUCGAGCCAGCUCUAAUAUGUCUUCUUCUUCGCUAGAUUCCACGGAUUCUGCCUUCCUCGCCGAAUCUGCAAGACAUAAUGUAGAAGUUAUGUUUAUUACAAACUUGGUGUCGCAGAUGGCCAUUGUGGUAGAGAAGCUGUCGCUUCGACAUGCUCCUUUAAGCCUUGUCAAUUUUGCGGGUAAAGUUUACGCUUAUGCCUUUUUCUUUGCGCCAGGCAUUGCGGGCGUGCUCAUACGCUUGUGGUCUUUAAAUUCGGAUCAGAUACGCCGCGUUGCAGACGAGUUCGGCCUGCCCCGGUAUGGUCACGGUGACAGUGAUGCCAUCGCAGCAUUCUUCCCUCCGGCCGUCAGCGGACUUGGUUGGUCCUCCGUCAGGGCCUUGUCUAGUUUACUUAAGCAACCUGCAACAUUACCGGUGAUGGCAGCCCAGAUCUCCUGGCGUGGUCCGUGGGUCUCUAGGUGGACUGGACGCGAUACAGACUUAUUCUUCAUAUUUUGCAAGUACUAUUACAUGCUGGCCGAAGAAUUUAUGCCAUCUGGCUUACCCCUCGUCGAGAAAGCUCGCGCCCCGGGUUUUGUCCUUGUGAACGCCCAGAUACUUUCCAUUUUAGACUCCACUAUACAUCGUCAGGCAGCUGUCGAGGCUAUGCUAGGACCUCCUCUCUCAGAUGCAGUUCACGGUGCCGAUGCGUCGGCUAUGGCUUUGCCUAUGCCGCCAAAUAACAAUAUCAUGAAGGGGAUGAGCGAGAACCGCCUUAUAGUACUCUUGAAAGACUUCCUGUCUAGCGCCUCGAUGUUCUUCGCAGGCGCACGACAUACGUUUGCCGAGUCGUUUAUGGCCAUCAUGAAAGCUGCCGCUAAGCGGACCUCGCAAUUCGACCACAAUGCAUGUUUCACAAUUUGCGAUUUUCUGGAAGAAGCAUUGGUGGCUUAUGACAAUUUUAUUGACGUUCAAAAUCCCGAAUUUACCUACGUCGAUUGGCCCUUCUGGAUCGAGGUUUGUAAGAAAAUAUUGAACUCGAACCAUACAAUGUCCGAGAUUCGAGUUGUCUCUUUCAUCUUCUCGAUCUGGGACGUUAUCGAAAGCAAUCAGUCACGCAAGGAGACCGUAUGUCUGGAGUGGUUACUCCAAGAGGAGGUGUUCAAUAAGCUAUUUACCAAUUGGUGCCCUAUGGUUAGAGCUUACUAUAUGCGGUUGCUCUGCUGGAGAUUAUGUAGGGACGCUGGCAAUGCGACUGAUGCAGACGCCAAGAUCUUUCUCGUUAUUUACUUACGCCUCAAGACUGUAUGGUCGCAUUAUCUUUGGCUAAAGCAGGUUGCGGACGAUCAAGGAAAAUUUCCGCCGUCGACUGCGCCAUCGUUUCCAGCCCCUGGGAAGCGAUUCAUGAUUAUUCGUAGUGAAUUGCCUACUGCGCAGCCUGGACUUAUGAUGAGCUUUGACUCUUCUGCUUCAUCGCCACAAACUGACCUGCAGUCAAGCCCAGCAACUGACUUUGAAUCCAUGGACGCCAUUGACUUCGACAUCGAGCCGAGCUUUCAGAAGAAGAGAAGCAGUAUUCUGGGUAAAAUUUUCUCAUUUAGCGGUAAUACUUCUGCCGGCAGCGAUUUAGAAUCUGUGAGACGCGAGACUGCGGCUUCACGUACUCGACCAAUCUUACCUUCCAAGAGUUCUGCAAACAUUAGCCCGUCUGCAUCUGACUCGGACAGUAUAGGCUCGUCGCCAAUUUACGAAGAUAUGCGGUCUAUUUUCAAGUUUACGCUGUCAUGGAACCCUGCUGGCACAAUGCCUCCGCCCAAUCGUAUCCUCACUCGCCCGCGGCUACCAAGUCCUGCACAAUACUGUGUCGCUACAAAGGGUCGGCCCGACAAUGCACUGCCACCUGCUCCUGGUCAUCCGGCUCCAACUCGGGCGGUAUCCGGAAGCCCUAAUCCUGGGUUGGUCGAUUCCGCGAGGAAUGCCGAUCCAUCCGAGGUACCUUCGUCACCUCCUCGCAUUUCCAUGACGUUUGAUCGCCGGCAGAGUUUUAGCCAGAUGAGUCCUAUUGAGAGGAGCAGCGAGGAUCUACCACUCAACAGCCCUGUGAGCCGAUCCAGUGAAAACAAGGAUGAGGUGCCCCCCCGCAGCCCGACCUCAACUGCUCCAACACAAGAACCACUUGUCAUGCCAGUUGAACCAAAAGGUGUCUAUGCUACGGGCGCUAAGUAUGCCGGCCGAGCCUUGGCUGAAUGGAGCCUAGUCGUUGCCGAAUGUAAUAGUUUCGUCGAUCGAAGGCGAAACGAGGGUGUUCCAGGUUUGAGCGAUGUAGAAGUACCAGCUCUUGAGAUGGAUGGCUUUAGGAAGCUCGCUUGAUUCACUCUCCAACACCUCGAAACGAGGUCUCAGGAACUUGGAUUGCAUACCCGGCGUCA